AUGGCGGCCACCAAGAAGACGAUCGCUAUCAUAACGGGGAGCGUACGGGCUGUGCGCGUUGGGCCGGCUGUAGCAGCGCUGGUCAAAGAGAUAAUCGGCCCCUCGGCAGCCGCCGGCGCCGGCGUCGAGCUCGUGGACGUGGACAUAGCGUCGUUCAAGCUGCCCAUAUAUGACGAAUUGGUGCUCCCCGGCAUGGUGCCGGAGCACGCGUCGCUGUCGCACGCGCACAGCCUGGCCUGGAGCGCCGAGAUGAAGCGCCACGCCGCAUAUGUGCUCGUCACGGCCGAGUACAACUACGGCCUGCCGGGCGGCACCAAGAACGCCAUCGACUACCUGUCGCACGAGAUCAAGGGAAAGCCCAUUGGCAUCGUCAGCUACGGCGUGCUAGGCGGCGCCAGCUCCUCGGAGCAGGCCGCCAAGAUCCUCGGCGUGCCCCUCAAGAUGCAGGUCGCCCCCACCCGGCCCCAGCUCGCCUUCGCCUCCCCCGAGGGCGCGCCGCCCGACACCCAUGCUGCCGCCGGCGGCGUCCUCGGCGACGCCUCGCGCGAGGCCUGGACUAAGGACCACGGCGAGGCCAUCAAGAAGAUGUUCGCCGAGAUCACGGCCUCGCUCGCCCUCACUGAGGCCCCAGCGGCGUAG
This is a messenger RNA of Lasiosphaeria miniovina, 639 nucleotides long. RefSeq names its product NADPH-dependent FMN reductase. The transcript has a single exon. Lineage: Eukaryota; Fungi; Ascomycota; Sordariomycetes; Sordariales; Lasiosphaeriaceae. Bases 1 to 639 code for a protein of 212 amino acids. The record is from RefSeq and is a predicted model, not a curated record. Gene Ontology annotation, molecular function: oxidoreductase activity; FMN binding. Gene Ontology annotation, cellular component: cytosol.